Messenger RNA from Siniperca chuatsi (mandarin fish), 3919 nucleotides. Its product is annotated as olfactory receptor class A-like protein 1. Lineage: Eukaryota; Metazoa; Chordata; Actinopteri; Centrarchiformes; Sinipercidae. Gene Ontology annotation, molecular function: pheromone receptor activity. Gene Ontology annotation, cellular component: membrane. Gene Ontology annotation, biological process: G protein-coupled receptor signaling pathway. The coding region runs from base 50 to 1018 and encodes 322 amino acids. The record is from RefSeq and is a predicted model, not a curated record. The transcript is spliced from 2 exons.
CAGGGACGUGGUCCACUUCAGACCUCUGUAGCUUUGACUGUUCUCAGAAAUGCCAUCAGAGGAGUUUGUCCGUGGGAUGCUCUAUCUGUCCCUCACUGUUGUGGGAAUUCCAGGUAACAUUGCCGUCAUCCUGGCAUUCCUCCUCUUGCUGUACCAGGAGAACCGGCUCCUCCCAGCUGAUGCCAUUGUCCUGCACCUGGCCUGCGUCAACCUGCUGGUGGUGGUCGUUCGCUGUCUUCUGGAGACCCUGGCCUCCUUCCGCCUGGCCAGCAUCUUUGGAGACUUGGGCUGUAAAGCUGUGAUCUUUGGCUACAGAACAUUCCGUUCCCUCUCAAUCUGGCUCACCUUCGUCCUGAGUGCCUACCAGUGCCUGAGUAUCGCCCCUCCCGGAUCACGCUGGGCCUCCGUCCGCACCUUGGUAGCCCACUAUUUGUGGUUUCUGUUCCUCGUUCUCUGGCUCAUCAACACCUGCAUGAGCUCGGCAGCCAUACUCUUCUCCUUCGGCACCAAGAAUAACUCAAGCUUAAUAAACCACGGCAUCAAUGUAGAAUUCUGCUACGUUUACUUUCCUUCAAAGUUGUCCAAAGAGGCAAAUGGGGCAGCCCAGGUGGGCAGAGAUGUGGUGCCUAUGGCCCUCAUGACUCUAGCUAGUCUGAUCAUUCUGGUCUUCCUUUACAAGCACAGCCAGCAGGUGAAAGGGCUCCGCAGCAGCAGUAGUGGUGGCGGUGGGGGAAGUGGUGGGGCUGAGCAACGAGCUGCCAAAGCUGUGGUAGCACUUGUGACCUUGUAUGUGGUCCUCUAUGGAGUAGAUAAUGGACUUUGGGUGUACACUCUCACAGUGAGGACAACCAUGAAAUCCUCCCUGAUCUCUGACCUGCGUAUAUUCUUCUCCUCACUCUAUGCAGCACUAAGCCCCGUGGUCAUAAUUGCAUCCAACAGGAAGGUGAAUGGCAGACUGAGGUGUGUAGUGCAGGAGAAGCCUGUUCAGGAGAAAGCCACAAGUCUCUCUACUAUGUGAGGCCUGAUGGGAUGGCUGAUUACUCACAGGGCAGCAGAGGAAGACGAUAUAUAUUGGGUAAAUAAUGUUUAUGAUAGGAAUUGCUGGAGAGACUCUUAUUUCCUCUGUAGUGUUUGUGAAUUCAUAAUAAUUCAUAAUAUUUAUUCAAAUAUCUUGACUUUUCAGAUAUGUUGUGAAAUAACUGAUGAGGGUUUAACACCUGUAGCUGUGGAUGAGAUGGUGUACCUGUGGGCAGGGGGAACCUAUUGUCUCACUGUCUAUAAUUAUGGAAGAAAACUGUCAUAACAACCCUGUUACUCAAUACAGGUCUGUAUGAAUCUCUGCUGAUCUGGCACUAUGUUGCUUUGUUUGUUUAUUCGUUAUGUUCUCUCCAUCUUAAUUGGAUGGAAGAAUUAUAGCUGGGUGACAGUGUAGCUGUCAAAUGACUUCCAGCUGCCCAUUUAGCUAUAAUUAAGGCUUUGAAUAGAGUCUGGGAAAUGUCCCGUGCUAACGAGGCAGGUUAAUUGUCCCGCAGAGAAUUGGUUAAAAACCUGAUGGGACUAUAUUCUAAACUAUAUUCUUUAGAGAAAAAGAGAUGAAAAAGAUGUUCUUUACUCAGUACUGAAUUACUCAAUACAAUGCUGACAAUGUAUGCGAGUAUGAGUUCUUUGAGUGCAGUUAUAAGAAGAGGAGACUUUAAGGACGCAAAGCUUCGGCUUGGCACAAGCCCUGAAGAGUUUGCUGUGGAUGUGGCAAUGUGGGAAUUUAGGAAUCAUUAUGUAAUUGCCUUGUCUUGGAGAAGCAAGGGCAGAAAGACAGGCUGAAGACAUAACAACCUCUGUGAGUGACAGUCCAAAAGACAUAAAGUGGGGCUGCCAGCACUCUGUGAUCUUGCUACAACUCUAAAGUGCAAUCAGUGCAGCGCUAUUCAACUGCUGUCACAAUGCAGGUAGGGAGGAGAAGUUCUCUUUCUGUGCUUGUGCAGAACUGUUGCAUCCAAUACCAGGUUCUCAUCAAAAGAUAUGAAAGGCCAUACACCAAGGUUUAUUUUUGUCAAAGAGCAACAUUCACCUUUAUUGUAAACAUUGCAAACAUUAAAAUCCUCCAUAAUGUGACUAUAUCUUUUGGAAAGCUCUCUCCAGACGACAAAUUCCAUGUGUCUUACCCUUCAAACCACUGAAAUCUGAUUGGCACUUUACACAGACUCCGGUGGAAUGAAGGAUAAAAUACAUGGAUGGUUUCAUUAGAGCAGCGAGCGUGCUGGCACCUCCGGUGAGGAAUCACUGGGAAUGAGAUAGAUGACACGGCUGAUUCCCUUCAACACUUUCAAUGAUGUCAUUCUUUCUUUCUUUUUCUGUUGAGAAAGAAGUGGCAGUUUAGUUCAAAGGAACAAACAUGAAAAACAGGUUCCGUUUGUGUGUAUGUUCAUGUCUCUUUCUACGUGUGCAUGUGAGUGUGUGUGUGUGUGUGUGAAGGGUGUGACAGGCAGGCCGCUCCCUGCACAAGACAGGACCUGUUUUCACUGUUUUCCAUCCUUCUGGAGUCUUUUGAGCCCAAUGAAUGCAGGGUGCUGUUAAACAUGUAGACACCAAACCAACACAAAUGUAACCGUCUAUUACUGCCUAACUCUCAAAUCACCAAUCACCUUUCAGCUCUCACAUUUCUCCUCCAAGACUUAAUUCUGCAGCUAAAACAGAACUUGCAAUAGCUGGUAAAUAUACAUUGUCAUCAUCUGUUCACCCUCUGACUGCAACUCACCUGAUUAACAAGGCAAGAUGUGUGAAAUGCAGAAGCUAGCAGGAAAAAUAACACCAGUGCUUAACAUUUACCAAAGAAAUAAACCUACAAAUGCUAACUUUUCUGUUUUUUUUUGUCUGUAGUUAGACAAGGUAUACAACACAAACCUGUACAAAAGCCACACAUAAAAAAAAGCUGUCAACUUGUCCAGAAUGGUCUGUUAAAUGAAGUCAAAGGGUUGCAGUAAAUCCGGCCAGCCGAUCCACCCCUGCUGUGCCUGAUGUCAGUCUGUUUACCUGCACCAGGUACACGCAUUUUUGUCCCCUGUGUCCACCAAUGGCGAUGCUGCAACAGGGUUAAACCUCGCCCCUUUUCUGGUUUGUCCACACCCUAAUUGGCAACUUUUACUCAGGAAUUGAAUGUUAAACCAAACCCUUUCCUCCCCCGCAGAAAACUUUUUGAAUUACACAAACAUCAGAAUCUGAAUCACCACAAUCACUGUGUGCAACAUGCAGAAAUUUGUGCUGGUUGUACUAAUGCAGGGGCAAAUUGGUAACUAAUAUGGUAUUACAUGUAAAAACAGUGUGAUUCAACAACAUUAACAACACAAUAACCUCCCAGAAUCAAUUAAGACUAAUUUGAUAAUGAUACAUGAAAGCAUUUUCAAAGCAUCAUCAACCUGUUUACAUCUAAAUUAUCAAUUAAAUCCAGUAACCUUGAAAGUUAUUCUAGUUAUUAAUCCCAUAAAAAUCUUCUCUCUGAUGUUUUUCCAGUUAAGAAGAGUUCUGGCUGACAACAGCAACUGGAAACUUUGGGGCUUAUUACUGUGGUGAAAAUGUAGCGGUAAUAAACACAUCCUGCGGUACUUUCAAAACCCAAAUUUUAUGGAAAUGACAGACGUAAUAAGCCCUUUUUAUGUUUGCUGAUAUCGUCUUUGCCUUUCCUUCAAAGGGAUGUUUCUUUUGGCAUGUUGUUAGAGGAUUUAUUCCCUGUUUGAGUGAAGCUACUGAUGGAGAAUGCCAUAGAAAAACUGUACUUUUAAGUUAAUCAACUAAUUUGGUGGGGUUUUUUUGCAAUGUGCAGGACUGAUUGUAAAAAAAAUGCAUGUCGUAGAAAUGGGUUUUUAUUCAGUGCAGUGUCCAUUUGGUGUUCCUUUGGACUCAAAUAAAGAAAAUACUUAAAUUA